ACCUGUCGCUGUUCUUCCUUGCCCAACCAGUUCGAUAGAAGCGCAGUCUUCGAAGAGUUGUUCUCGAUCGGUAUCUUACAAGGUGUUUACAAAUAGAAGACUUUCAGAUUAAUACAGACAAAACUCGAAGUAGACCAUGUCCAACUUUUGGGCCACAACAGGUGUCUACCUGUUGUGCUGUAUUUUCUAUGGAUACUCCGACAUGGCGUGCGAAUGGCGACAGGAGGUUGAUAUGUCUUUGGAUCCACGGUCUCUAGACAAUGGUGCCAGCUCGGAUCACCUGCCAGAUGUGUCGGACAGUGCCAUUUGUCAAGCGGCUUGCUGUGGCAAGGAUGAUUGCCACCUUGCCAUGAUGGCGACCCCGGCUGACGACGGAACGCCGGAGUGUUUUCUGGUGAACUGUAUGAAGGAUGGAAACGACGUUUGCGUUCUUCAACCCAGUAAUGGCUUCAAAGUGUUUCGAAAGACACCAUCUGCUGCUAAAUCAGGCACCUGCGCAGAGUGCUGCAGGUCCCCACUGACUGUUGGCCCAUGCAGAGCCUCCCUGCCGCGCUUCUACUAUGACCUCACCACUCAGAGCUGCAAGCGCUUCAUUUAUGGAGGGUGUCGGGGCAAUACCAACAACUUUGAAACUCAAGAGCAGUGCGAGUCAACAUGCAGAAACGUCACCGGCACUGGCAUGGAAUCGAAAAAGACCUCAGAUGAGUUUGAUGAGAAGUGUCAUGCGGCUCCAAAGACCGGCCCGUGCCGCGCCUCGCUCAGACACUACUUCUACAACAGCUCCACCGGAUCCUGCCAGACCUUCAUCUUUGGUGGUUGUCAAGGCAAUCAGAACAACUACGCCAGCGCUGAAAUGUGCCAGGCCGCAUGCAAUGGCAAAAGUACACCUAGCCCAAGGAAACCUGCUGACAUCAAACCCAUUGGUAAAGAGUACUGCUUGAUGCCCUCUGACUCGGGCAGAUGUCGCGCUGCCUUCCAAAUGUUUUACUACAAUUUCAAAACCAGCUCCUGCGAUAGCUUCAUCUACGGUGGCUGUGGCGGAAAUGGAAACCGCUUUGUAACCGAGGAGGAAUGCAUGAGGACUUGCUCAGUACAGGAUGGUCAGUACCAUGAGCGUGGUGCCACUCGGGACCGCUGGACUCCUGCCUUCUUCCUGGUGGCCACAGUGGCGAUCAUGUCCAUCGUGCUGCUGGUGGGCGUCGUCCUCAUCUCCGUGCGCAAGUUCAAGAUGACCCACGUCCCCCUGGACGACAAGGAGGGCCUGCUGUCCGAUGAGGAGCUAAUCGAGGGAUCCCUGUCUUCUGGGGACACGGCCUAGAGCUCUGCCUCUAUUGUCAUCACAUUCUCAUGUAACACUCCCUCCUCUAUUUUAUCACUUUUACUACAAUAUGAAUUAUCUGUGUAAUCACUGCUGAUUUCUAUAGUAAAUACACAAGCAGUUAUGAUGAGGAGCUAAUCGAGGGAUCCCUGUCUUCAGGGGACACGGCUUAGAGCUCUGUCUCUAUUGUCCUCACAUUCUCAUGUAACACUCCUCCUCUUUGAUCACUUUCACUUUUUACUACAAUAUGAAUUAUCUGUGUAAUCACUACUGAUUUCUGUUGUACCACCAGUAAAUGUACACACAGUAAUCCUGACAGAAUCAUUCUCACCUACUCUGCCCUACAAAGGAAAAGGCAAAUAUGACAUAGCAAUAUCUCUACAACGGGACACAUUUGGACCAUAAGGUUUUGUCAUGAGAUCAAGGAGGUGUAAUGAAGACCACUUUCAAUCUAAACUCAAGUUUCACGAAAUUUGUAGUUAUUGCACUUUGCCUUUUGUAGGGCAUUGUUCCCCUCAGGAAAGGGGAGCUAUUUUGAUUUUAACCUUCGAUUUCUUAUGUUUUAAAGUGUUUUCUAUGGCGAUUCAUUAUUGUUGCGUUACAAGUUUUUAUUAUUACUGCUAUCGUGGAGGAGAAUGCAUAUGUUUUUUUUUUAUUUGACAAGCGUUAUGUUGCCAGUUGUGUCACUGCCGAUUCCCAAUGCAGCAAGUCGCAGAAGCUAUGUUACAUUUUCUUGACUGCAUAGUCUACAACAAGGGUGUCAAACAUAAUGGCGCGGGGGGUGGAUGCCUGGAUUGACACCCCUAGUCUUCAACAUCUUUGUUCUAAAAGCAACUAUCUUGCCAUCCUUCUGAAAAAAUGCUCAAAAGCAACUAGCUUGCCAUCCUUCUGGAAAAAUGGUCAGAAAGAUUGAAGCGCAAACAGAGUAGAAGGACUGAGAAGAUGAACUGUAUAUACUGUAUCUGCCAGUUUGUGUGUUCCUUUUGCUUUCCAUCUUUUCAUUUUGAUGUGUGUGUGUGUGUGUGUGUGUGUGUGUGUGUGUGUGUGUGUGUGUGUGUGUGUGUGUGUGUGUGUGUGUGUGUGUGUGUGUGUGUGUGUGUGUGUGUGUGUGUGUGUGUGUGUGUGUGUGUGUGUGUGUGUGUGUGUGUGUGUGUGUACACGCAUAUUCAGAUACUCAUGUAUUUCAGGGAUACUUUGGAUACAUUCUAAACAAUAAAACGUUAUCUGUUAUGUCGGAAACAA
This is a messenger RNA of Engraulis encrasicolus (European anchovy), 2560 nucleotides long. RefSeq names its product serine peptidase inhibitor, Kunitz type, 2 (gene spint2). The record is from RefSeq and is a predicted model, not a curated record. Gene Ontology annotation, molecular function: serine-type endopeptidase inhibitor activity. The transcript has 8 exons. Bases 137 to 1318 code for a protein of 393 amino acids. NCBI's taxonomy places the organism in Eukaryota, Metazoa, Chordata, Actinopteri, Clupeiformes, Engraulidae.